GGGAUUUCAGUCUUUGUCCAGACUGACAGUUGACACGUGCUUUACAUGCGUGUGGGAAUUUCUCUCGGUGUAUUGACAUUUCGAUUUCAUUUCACUUCACCCCAGGGCCGAGAAAAGAAAAUUUAAAUUUGAUAAAAAAUCGAAUGGCCAAUCUUCCUCAAUCUCUAUCGAUGAACGCACCGUUCGGAGUCCCAAGCGCGUCUAAUCCAGCCUCCGCCGCAGUAGCCGGAGCUCCGGCUAACAAAGACCGGAAGAUGGCAUCAGCAGAGCACUUGGUUCUUGACCUAAGCAGUCCUGAUCUUCGUGAAAACGCCCUUCUUGAACUCUCUAAGAACAAGGAUUUAUUUCAAGAAUUGGCUCCUUUCGUGUGGAAUUCUUUUGGUACUAUUGCUGCACUCAUACAGGAGAUCGUUUCAAUAUACCCUGUCUUGUCACCACCUAACUUAAGUCCUGCACAAUCAAAUCGAGUUUGUAAUGCUCUAGCUCUUCUUCAGUGUGUGGCUUCACAUCCAGACACAAGAAUGUUGUUCCUCAAUGCUCAUAUACCUUUAUAUCUGUACCCUUUCCUGAAUACAACUAGCAAAUCAAGGCCUUUUGAGUACCUGAGGCUUACUAGUUUAGGUGUCAUUGGUGCCCUAGUGAAGGUUGAUGACACAGAAGUUAUUAGUUUCCUUCUUUCAACUGAGAUUAUUCCACUGUGUCUGCGUACUAUGGAGAUGGGAAGUGAAUUGUCAAAAACAGUUGCCACAUUUAUAGUUCAAAAGAUUUUAUUGGAUGAUGUGGGCCUGGAUUAUAUUUGCACUACAGCAGAACGGUUUUUUGCAGUGGGCCGAGUUUUGGGGAACAUGGUUGCAGCACUUGCUGAACAACCAUCAUCACGGUUAUUAAAACAUAUUAUCCGAUGUUAUCUUCGACUUUCAGAUAAUCCAAGGGCUUGUGAUGCAUUGCGAAGUUGCCUGCCAGACAUGCUGAGAGAUGCCACCUUCAGUAGCUGCCUACGUGAAGAUCCAACAACAAGGCGAUGGCUACAACAGUUGCUUCACAACGUGGGAGGGAAUCGGGUGGUUCCGGGACUUCAGGCUGGUGGGGGAUUUGAUCAUAUGCUGGUGAACUAAGACCGCAAUUUUAUUUUUGUUCCAUCGCUUCAAGACCUACUGUCUUCCUUUUUAAUGUGCGAUAGCGUUUCUGGUAAAUGUAAUUAACACCCAGAAGAGGAAGCGAUGGAAGACAAAAAAAAGCUAGACUAGUUGUUGACUUAUCAAUUAGCUGGUAUUUGUUCAUGUAUAAUUUAAAGAGAGGUGCUCCUUUGUUUACAUUAUUGCUAGUCUGUUUUUUCCUACCAUCACUCUGUUGUUUUAGUGGUUUUGUUUUGUUUUUAAA
This is a messenger RNA of Populus trichocarpa (black cottonwood), 1380 nucleotides long. RefSeq lists its product as uncharacterized. Gene Ontology annotation, cellular component: CCR4-NOT core complex; CCR4-NOT complex; P-body. Gene Ontology annotation, biological process: mRNA catabolic process; negative regulation of translation. The coding region runs from base 144 to 1115 and encodes 323 amino acids. The record is from RefSeq and is a predicted model, not a curated record. The transcript has 9 exons. NCBI's taxonomy places the organism in Eukaryota, Viridiplantae, Streptophyta, Magnoliopsida, Malpighiales, Salicaceae.